Chlamydomonas reinhardtii is the source of this 1286-nucleotide messenger RNA. RefSeq lists its product as uncharacterized. Gene Ontology annotation, biological process: protein sumoylation. The coding region runs from base 209 to 700 and encodes 163 amino acids. The record is from RefSeq and is a predicted model, not a curated record. The transcript has 6 exons. Gene Ontology annotation, molecular function: SUMO conjugating enzyme activity. NCBI's taxonomy places the organism in Eukaryota, Viridiplantae, Chlorophyta, Chlorophyceae, Chlamydomonadales, Chlamydomonadaceae. Gene Ontology annotation, cellular component: nucleus.
GUUUUAACGAUAUCUUCCUCACUACAACACUGGCACACCCGUCUAAGUACGCGUAAAUUUGCGCGCGAAGGGCUGUGUCACAGCCGAACUUGGUUUCGCUGCAGAGGUUUUCUGCUUGUCAUCGGGCUAUCCAAUCACUUUGACUGCUUCAUUUAGUUCAGUCUGGCGUUUACGGGCAUAGCAAAAGCCAGCAGGCUCGGGCGUGUUCAUGGCAUCUCAGCGCUUGCUCGAGGAACGCAAACUCUUUCGUAAAAACAGGCCGUACGGCUUUGUGGGGAAACCAUUGACCCGCGAGGACGGGAGCAUUGACCUGACACGGUGGGAAUGCCGGAUACCAGGGCCGGAGAAGACGGCCUGGGAGGGCGGCUGCUAUCCCUUGAGCAUGGCCUUCCCGGACUCCUACCCCGACAACCCGCCCGAGUGCAAGUUCCCAGCCGGCUUCUUCCAUCCAAACGUGUACCCCAGCGGCAUGGUGUGUCUGAGCCUGCUGGACAACGACACGGAGCUGGGGGGCCAGUGGGCGCCCAGCAUCAACAUCGUGCAGAUCGUCCAGGGUAUCCAGGAGCUGCUCAAGUCGCCCAACGUCUACUCGCCAGCGCAGGCGCCGGCUUGUGAGCUGCUGAAGAAGGACCCUGCGGCGUAUGAGCGACGGGUAAAAGAGCAGGCCAAGAAGUAUCCGCCCCCGGAGGAUGAGGAAUGAGGGAAACGCGGUGCACGCGGUGGUUUGGGUUGCAGCGCCUUGGUGGAAUAGGCAGGCACUGCCAAGCCGCCGGCUGAAAAGGAGCUGCAGCCAGAGCCAUGAAUAUGCAGAGAUUUAGCCUUGAAGAGAGGUAUGCGGCCUUUGAUAUGCAAGCGAGUUCGAGUUCUGUGCUCAGGUGUGGCACCGGUGCGUGCAGUGCAGUGGGGCACCGGUAUGCGCAGUGAAGCCUAGAGGUGAGUGAGGCGUGCACAGUGUGCGCGGUUGAUUAUAGUGUGGCAGGAUCCGUCAAGUAUAGUAGAGCGUAGUGAGCGGCGGAGAAUAGUGAGAUGGGGACAUCAGAGGACAAAGUGGGCGUGAUGAACAAGGACAUGAGGAAAGGGGGGGAGGCAGGGGGAACAAGAGUGGGGACGAUGAGUGGGUGCUUCUGCUGGCAUUGUUAUCCCUGUCCGCAUGCAUGCUGCCACAUUUGGCUGCUUACUCGUAAUUUAUGUAUCCAUUGCUGCCUCUAUCAUACCUGCGAAGGCCGAGGUACGCAAAUGCAAGCGCCUAUCAAGGGCGUGGCCCCCUGUUGUAAACCUAGCCGCAA